AUGAACUUAAGCUCCAGCCUGCCUCGUGGCCCUACCGGGUCUCCCGGGGGCCCAUCAAUAGGUCCCUUCGAAGCUCCAAUGUUAGCAACGAACGCACUUCCAUCAGCUAGGGGCACCGAAGGGAUCAUGUCAACGCAUGAGUCGCCACAAAAUUCACAGUUGCAGCAAGAAGAGGCGCUAUCUGCUCAGUUUUGUUUCUCUGGCUACCAGCAGCAACACCUCACCAAAAAGCCUACCUCUCCUGUCUUUCAAAAAGAGCUGGACCACCAGCACCAACUGCCACUGCAACAGGCCCCCCAAAACUUACAGACAGCGGUCUGUGCAAAUCGCCGGAGUAGCUCAAACUCUUCUCUGGUUAAUCAAGAAAGGCAUGCUCACAUAGCGAGCAGCAAGAUGGUCCUCAAGUGCUGUAGCAGGGGAUCUAGCUGCACCUGCCACGCCGAUACACGAACUACCUUUAACAGCACUGAGUUUAGCAGGUUUAGCUUUCACAGUACACGCAGCAGCACAGGAUCUAAUGUCUUCGGAAGCAGGAGAUACAGCAGUACAGACUCGGAGUUGAAUGCGUAUGCGGCUCCAGAUCCUAGAAGGGCACCAGGGAAACCUCCACUGGCUUCGCCCUGCGGCGCUGCCGGUGAGCCUUCAACCUUUUACGUGGGGACCGAGUCAUGUACAGACUGGGGUGCGAUUUCAGCAGACGAUGGAAACUGCAGCGGUAGCAGUGUAUUUGUCGCAGUGAGAGUACGCCCCAUGUGUGAAAAGGAGAGACGCCAGGGAAGUUUCAAAACAGUGACUGUUCUAGAUCGGCAGUCCCUAACGGUAACGGAGCUGGGGGCGACCGGGGGACCUCGAGGCAGGAGAGUAAGGAAGAGAUACUUUUCAUUUGACUGGGUGUUUAGCGAGACAGCUGACCAAGAAGAGGUCUUCAAGGGGUGCACCCUUCCCCUGUUGCAAGAUCUGUUCAGAGGAACAAAUGCCACUGUCUUCGCCUACGGUGCCACAGCUGCCGGGAAGACACAUACCAUGCUCGGCACCGAGUCUGCUCCCGGUGUUAUGCCCAGGGCUUUGCAGCUCCUCUUUCAGCAGGUCUGCAGUGAAAGGCAUAGAGAACACACUUUGAGUUGCUGUUUUGUGGAGAUCUACAAUGAAACCAUUAGGGAUCUUUUAGGCUGUAAGCCAGAGGUCUGCGAGCUAAGAGAAGAUCCAGAGAGAGGAAUGGUGCUGCAGCAUGCCACAACACAUAGGCUUACAUCUCCACACCAAGCACUACUGCUGCUACUAGAAGGGAACAAAAGAAGGACACAAGAGGCAACAGACGCCAAUCAAACUUCUUCACGCUCCCAUGCCAUUUUACAAGUGAAUUUGUUGAUGAGAGAAGGAGGCACAGAAGAGAGACAGCUAGCCAAGCUGUCCUUAGUCGAUUUAGCCGGCAGUGAGCGGGCUUCCCACACAAGUAACUACGGGCAGAGGAUGACAGAAGGUGCGAGCAUCAACAGAUCUCUGUUGGCUUUGGGCAACGUAAUAAACGCCUUGACGGUGCGCUCAGGAACUCCAGGGUGUGCCAGCCUGCGUCACAUUCCGUAUAGAGACAGCAAGCUCACGCGUCUGCUGAAGGACAGUUUGGGGGGGCGCUGCAGAACAACCAUGAUAGCGACAAUUUCCCCUGCCACGAAUCAUCAGGAAGAAACUCUCAAUACUCUUAAGUAUGCCCGGCGGGCUAAAGCGAUACGAAACUCCACGCAGCAAAUGAAUGUACCGAAGCCACAGAGGCAAGAUUUUAACACCGACAUCGCUGUUGUUGCUAGACUUAAAGCAAAACUCCACCAGCUACAGUGCCAACUAUACGAACAGGCAGAAAAUCCUGGGUCCCAGAUCCCAGAACAGCAGGGAACAACUACAACGCUGGAAUCAGAACCUCAGGCGGCAGCCGAGGCUGUCAAUCUCCUUUUUGAAGACAUUGAUGCACUCACGACUGAAAACGCCCUCCUUACGGAACAAGUUGCUGCCCUUCAGGCUAGCCUCAAAGAGAGCGGAGACAGGUUUGCCUUCCUGCAAUCCCUGGCACAGCAGCGGCAGACCUACGCAACUGGAGCUGAGCAAGUAUCGGGUACCGCAGCAGUAGCAACAGCUGCUGCUACUACUUCAAAUGUUUCGGGUGACAAACGCAGUCGGAGAGGCCUCGUGGAAGCACCAGUCGUAUCCAGCAACACGAACAGCACCAGCGGCGGUGGGCCUCCACAUGAAGACAACGAAAUGCAAUUGUUGCUGCUCAUGCGACCACAGCCGCAGUUGCAGUCAUUGCAUCAGCAAGAUGAGGAUUUCGAAGUACCCACAGAGGAGCAAGAGCUACAGGGCAUCGACUGUCACGACGAUCUGCAACAACAGGCGCAACCACUAGCCUUGCAGCCCCAAGGGCUGAUACCCAGCAGAGAUAAAAUUCAAUUUGAUGAUUACUUUUCGCCCCAAAGCGCAGAUGCUACCGACAGCAGCCCCGCAAAGGCAAAACCAUCAGCUGUUGCGCUUCUGGCCUCUGCAGCUACUCCUGAGUCGUCAGGAGUUUCUCGUGCGCUUGGAUUGGGGCCCUUUCGUUUCUUCAGCAAGAGUAGCGCUCUUAGCAGGCUGUGUAACUCUACUCCAAGCCCUCAGGUGACCGAUGCUCCUGCUGCUACACAAUGCAGCACAAGUCCUGCAAGUAAGAUUAAUGGUUUAAGGCCAGGAAGACUAGAAACAGAUGGCGAUUUCAAGUCUACACAUAAACUUUCAGGAUCGGGGUUUGUGGCUACGCACUGCCCCUUUGGAGAGUAUUAA
Messenger RNA from Cyclospora cayetanensis, 2808 nucleotides. Its product is annotated as osmotic avoidance abnormal protein 3. Gene Ontology annotation, molecular function: microtubule binding; microtubule motor activity; ATP binding. Gene Ontology annotation, biological process: microtubule-based movement; mitotic spindle organization. The record is from RefSeq and is a predicted model, not a curated record. The transcript has 7 exons. Lineage: Eukaryota; Apicomplexa; Conoidasida; Eucoccidiorida; Eimeriidae. The coding region runs from base 1 to 2808 and encodes 935 amino acids.